Molecule: messenger RNA, 3042 nt
Organism: Meriones unguiculatus (Mongolian gerbil)
Lineage: Eukaryota; Metazoa; Chordata; Mammalia; Rodentia; Muridae
Gene: Myd88
Product: MYD88 innate immune signal transduction adaptor
Exons: 6
Coding region: 944-1954 (336 amino acids)
Biological process (GO): positive regulation of canonical NF-kappaB signal transduction; MyD88-dependent toll-like receptor signaling pathway; defense response to Gram-positive bacterium
Cellular component (GO): plasma membrane
Molecular function (GO): Toll-like receptor binding; TIR domain binding
Source: RefSeq, a predicted model, not a curated record
CCGCCCGCCAGUCCUACGGAGGCCAAUCAUAACGCGCACCCUUACAACUCUCCCAGAAGGACAGACUGGGAACUCAGGUUUGCGCAACCUCUUCUCCGACACACGCAAAGGAGGCUCUCCAAACUUUGGGUUUCCCGAGAUGAACUCAGCCUCCGGAGAGUCCCUCCCACUGAGCUCAGCGCACAGCAGCGCACAGGGAGAAGAGCUGAACCCCGGCCCACCGCUUCUCCCUUUGCUGCGCGAGCCAGGGAAGAACUCCGGUUUCCCAUCAAAAUUUCAGGACCGAGCAGCUGAAUGCAGUUGUGGAUGCACCAGUUUCGGCCCCGACGGGGCUUGGACUGUCACAGAAGCCCUUUUGGGUUCCCAGCUACUGUGAAGAACCGAUUCUAUUAAGGUGCUACAGGUUCUAACUGUAGCGUGUUCCACACGUCUUAAGCCUGUUUUACGUCUGUUUGGGAUGAUGUCAUUAGUGCCCACAUUCCCCCACGAAUUCUACUAAGGCGGGGGUAGCGGUGGUGGAGACCCCUGCGUUGAAGAUUGACACCUAAGUAGGUUAACUAAGCGAUUUAACGAAGACAAGUCUCCCCGGGUCUUGGCUGAAUCCCCAACGUUGGAGAGUAAGGUUGCGGAGCCCCGGAAGGCUGUGCUGUGUUUGUCUCAGACGUCAAUGGACAGGAUGCCCUAAAUGCCCAUUUGCGGGCAGGGUCGUGGCCUUCCCCUUAAAAACAAACAAACAAAUAAACAAACAAAAACAGAGGCACCACUUGCGCCGGAUGGAUAAAGGCAGCUUGAGCUUCACACUGCUACUUCCAAAGCCAGUCUGCACCUCUUACCAGAAUAUAGGUUACCAUACAGGAGGGCUGUAAACAAACUGAUCCCUCUCACCAAGCGUAGCCACCACUACCGGAUCGCCCAGGUUUGGUGAGCGCAGAGAGCUAGACAGAUGUCAGAGGCGUUUGUCCAGAUUCUCACGCCUUCAAGAGGAGGGCAGUGGCCGGGCCCCCCAACUGCUCUCCAGUGUGGACUCCGGAUUCUAGCAAGGGGCGGAGCUUCUCGGAAAGCGAAAGAAGGAGGGCCUGACAGGAGUCGUAGGGGAAGUAGGAAGCUCAACAGGCGAGCGCACCGGACCGCCUUGGGUCGGGGGUGGCUCGCCAUGUCGGAAAGAAGCCCUCCCGUGGGAUCUGUGCGCCUGGACUCCUCCAUGCACUCCCUCCCCUUGGCCGCGCUCAACGUGGGAGUGCGGCGCCGCCUCUCGCUGUUCUUGAACCUACGGACGCUGGUGGCGGCCGACUGGACCUCGCUGGCGGAGGAGAUGGGCUUCGAGUACUUGGAGAUCCGAGAACUGGAGAGUCGCCCCGACCCCACCCGCAGUCUGUUGGAUGCCUGGCAGGGGCGCUCUGGCGCGUCGGUCGGCAGGCUGCUAGACAUGCUGGCCCUGCUGGACCGGCAAGAUAUACUGCUGGAACUGAAGGACCUCAUCGAGGAUGACUGCAGGAAAUACUUAGUAAAUAAGCAGAAGCAGGAGUCUGAGAAGCCGUUGCAGGUGCCCAGAGUGGAAAGCAGUGUCCCACAAACAAAGGAGCUGGGCGGCAUCACGACUCUUGAUGACCCUCUGGGACAGACACCGGAGCUUUUCGACGCCUUCAUCUGCUACUGCCCCAGUGAUAUUGAAUUCGUGCAGGAGAUGAUCCGGCAGCUCGAACAGACAGACUAUCGGCUGAAGCUGUGUGUGUCCGACCGUGAUGUCCUGCCAGGCACCUGCGUCUGGUCUAUUGCCAGUGAGCUCAUUGAGAAAAGGUGUCGCCGCAUGGUGGUGGUUGUUUCUGACGAUUACCUACAGAGCAAGGAAUGUGACUUCCAGACCAAGUUUGCCCUCAGCCUCUCCCCAGGGCAGAGGGGAAGAGGGGCCGACUCAGAGCUGGAUGCACCCAUGCUGCCCUGUCUGCGUCUCUGACUCCUCUCAGCCUCUGCCCGUGUUCAGAGGUGACUGGCCUGAGCACCUGAGACUGCCUCUCACUCCCACCCACCCACGCCUGUGUGCGUAUCUCAGUUCUGUCCAGCCUCAGGUGGGAUCCUGUCCUCUGAGCUGGGCCACCGGGGCCAUCAGGACAGUGUCAUCAGGGAACCUUCCACCCCACCCUUCGGCUCAUCAACACAAAGACUUUCUACCAACUUGCUGUACCUCAAUUACCUACUUUGUUAACAAGCAGCAAAAACACAAAAACAUCCUGCCCCCAGGAUGGAGGCAUGUGUCCCCAAACAGUCUUGUUCAUGUAGAUAUGUGUAAGUACACACAUGCUCCCUCACACGCACAGGCAUCUGCACACAUGUGUUUCCUUUGGGACAGCUCCCAAGAAUGGCUGCGUGGAAGAGCUCUACCCUCAGGGGGUCUGGACAAGAAUGGGUACUCAUGGCACAGGUAGGAGAAUGUGCCUACAAUUCCGGCGCUUGGGAGGGCGAGGCAGGGGAACCAGGAGUUCUAAGCUAUCCUUGGCUACACAAGGUUCAGCUUGGGUGACAUGGGGUCCUAUUGCUGUCUCCCAAGAGAAGACAAAGAUGUGGGCACUGGUGCUUUCUUCACCCUUUUCCCCAGUCAUUGACAGCAAAGUCUAGAAAGGCCCCAAACAUGACGCAUUUGGGCCGUUAGUGAACUGAAGAUUGAAAAAGGAGAAGCUCAACAGCAGAAAUCAGCUGCAGGCUCAGCUGUUUGCUCCCCAGUAAGGUGGUUGGUGUAUUCCUCCCAAGCUCUCUGGCAUAGGGGCAAUGUUGUGGUCCCUCUCAGGGCCCACCCCUCGGUCCUGAAUCCAAAAGAAAAUGUGCCUGCCCUCAGUGUCUGGGGAGGAAUGGAGGCCCUUAGAGUCACCUCGUGAAACACUUCAGUGCUUGAGAGCAGACAGUUUAAAGCAAUCUGGAGAAAGUGUCUUCUAUACCUGUCAUAUAGGUUGUGUGAGAACUUCAGUGAGAUGGAUGGAAGAAAGGCUCAUGUCUGUCCUUUGUACUUCUGCAUUUGAAAUGUAAAUAAAAAGUAUUCUAUUUUGAGAA